Molecule: messenger RNA, 5485 nt
Organism: Mytilus trossulus (common blue mussel)
Lineage: Eukaryota; Metazoa; Mollusca; Bivalvia; Mytilida; Mytilidae
Exons: 4
Coding region: 77-4015 (1312 amino acids)
Biological process (GO): regulation of transcription by RNA polymerase II
Cellular component (GO): nucleus
Molecular function (GO): RNA polymerase II transcription regulatory region sequence-specific DNA binding; DNA-binding transcription factor activity, RNA polymerase II-specific
Source: RefSeq, a predicted model, not a curated record
GUUUGCAUUUCCGGUUAGUAAAAAAGUUAGAAAUUUUUGUUUUUGCAGGAAUAUUGAGAUAGUUUUGAGACAAAAGAUGGAAGAAGAAGAAGAACUAAGUGCUGAUGUGUCAAACAUAUUCAAGUCUAUACAAGCAGCAUGUGAAGAGCUAACACAGAGAGGACAGGAAUACCUUUUGGUAACAGCUGACCCAGCCAGUCAAAGUUGCAUGAAAAUUGGAUCUGAUAAAGGGAGACAAUUCCUGGAUGUCAACUCAGAAUUAGUCAUAAACUUCUUUUCAUACUGCUUUGGUGCACAAAUAAUUGAAGAUCUUGGAGACCAGAAUGAAACAAGCAACCAGACUUAUAUACCUGCUAGCAUAGUAGAUAACCUAGUUACACCUAUAGCAACAACUAAUGAAGAAGAUAAAGACCAAGGAAGUGCAAAUACUAAUGCAAGUGAUGAUCACAUAGAAGUAUUACCUGACUUACAGGUAGUCACACAGACUACUGACCAUAAGCCGAGUACUGACACACCUGACUUACAGGUAGUCACACAGACUACUGACCAUAAGCCGAGUACUGACACACCUGACUUACAGGUAGUCACACAGACUACUGACCAUAAGCCAAGUACUGAUACACCUGACUUACAGGUAGUCACACAGACUACUGACCAUAAGCCAAGUACUGAUACAGGUACACAUACAAAGAAACCUGAACAACAGCUUAUUAGUUCAGGACUUCCAACAAGUCAGUCUGAGAAAGAGCUAGUCGCUUCUAAAAAACAAGCAGAAAAACUUCUGCAAAAGAUUGAACAUUUUGAAAAACAAAUUUCAAAAGAAAUCAUUUGUACAGAACAACCCUCAGAAUUGAAUAGUAAUGAUUUGUCUGCACAAAAAGAACUUCAUGAAGACAUAUCUCUGUCCUCUGAUGAUAGUAUACUACCUCAGAUGUUCAUUAGAAGUGAAACAUUAGAUUUAGAUUCAAAUGAAAAGAUAUGUGAUGAACAAGAUGACAUUGUUGAUGCAAUCCUUGCUAGUAAUGAAAAUAGUAAUAGUUCAGAAACUGGUUAUCAAAAUGAUUCAAUUAUAAUACAACCUAACUCUGGUGGUCUAAUUGAUCCAGCUGAAGCAAAAUCUGAAUCUAGUGUUCUGAAUGAUUCAACUGAAGCGCAGUCUGAAUCUAGUGGUCCUAAAGGUUCAACUGAAGCACAAUCUGAAUCUAGUGGUCUACAUGAUUCCCCUGAUUCACAAACUCAUCAUCAAUCAUUUAAACAAGAUAAACCUUUUGUCGCAGAGAAGAUGAUCACUAGAAAAGGAAAACAGAAAGCAAAAUCUACAAUAUCUUCUUUGGAUGGUGAAAAUAAAUCUGAAACUUUGGUAGAAGCUUCAAACUUGACGGAUAAAAUAAAUGACAUUUCAAAUGAGAAGCCAUCAAAGCAAGUUAAAAAGAUACCAAAAACCAUCACAUCAGAAACAACAUUGACAAAGCAAAAACGAUUUCAAAAUAAAAUUGCCAUUCCAAAUCCUGAAGAGAAAACAGUAGAUAAACCUUCAAAACCAACUUGCACCGUAUGUAAAGCUACAUUCUCUAGGAUUCAUAGUUUGAAAGGUCACAUGCUGAUUAUACACCAAUUGGAAGUCAGUAUGGAUGAGUUACAGAGAAAUGCAGCAAAGAUAUCUAUUGAGCAUAAAAAGGAAAGUAUUUCACCUACUAAGAAGAAACAAGCUCAGAACUCUGCUUCUAAAAGUAAAUCUGUUCUAGUUAAAGAAAGUAAAAUAACGUCAGACAAAAAUGCCAAGUCUUUGUCUGUAAUAGAUACUGCAGGGAUGUUGUCAGAGAGUAAUGCAUCUUCUCAAGGUGAAAUGCCUGUGCAGUUUGGCAGCUUAGAGCAAGAUGUAGAAAUUAUAAGACUUUAUGAAAAGGAUAAGCAGGAUAAAAAUAAACUUAAAAUUAAAAGUGAGCCUCUAUCUGAUGAGGAACAAGAUGAUGCUGAAGACCACAAAGUUAAAAGAAGAAAACUUUUUACUAGAAAUGAAGGUGAUGACAAUAAAAGAAUUAAACUUGAGAACAGUGACCAAGAAUCUACAGAACAGGAUAUAGUUGCACUAGCUACAAUAGAAUUGAUUAAUAGUAUCAGCAGUGGUACCAGUAGCAAGGAAGGAGCAAGCCAAGAGAAUUCUUCAAUGCAGUCAGAUGAUGGCAUCAUAGUUUUGGAGGAGAAUCAUGAUGAAAAUGUUCCUUCACCUAAUAAAGGAAAGAAAAAUAAAAAGCCUGAAAAGAAACAGGAAGACGUCUAUUGUGCACUCUGUGAUAAAAACUUUCAAAAAGCUUUUAAUCUAACUAUUCACAAUAUACGAUUCCAUCCUAGUAUCAUAAUGAAACAGUUCGGUGUUGACAUGGUAGCAGAGGUGAAACAAGAGCAAUUUUUCGAUGAUGAGGAUGAUGUUGGGCUUAUUGAUGAUCAGAUUGAGGAAGAUGACGACCAACACGAAAAUCUUAAUGAUUCUACACAAGAAAAUGAAGAAAUGGAUAAUAGUGAUUCCGUUGUCGAUCCUAUGGAUAGAUUGAAUGAAAUCAAACAAAAUGAACAGAUAAAAAAGUAUAUUACUAUAACAGAGCAGACAAAUAACACUUUACUACUCAGCUGUAAUAAUUGUACAUUUUCAUGUGAAGAAUUUCAUCAGGUGCUGGUUCACAUUGCUAGAAUCCAUCCAGAAUUAUCUGCAGAUUUAGAUUUAAUGAUGAGUUGUUUCUAUGGUAUCAAGACAUUUAAUAAAAAAUGUGAUGAAUGUCCAUUGAUAUUUAGAUCUGUAUCUAGAUUGUGGAAUCAUAUUGUACAAGAACAUCCAGAGAGUGUGGAAAAUUGUAGUAAGAAAAAACGUUUGCGUCAUUUAAUAAACAAAUAUAAAAGUAAGAAAUCAUUCGUCAAAUGUGACAUUUGUGGUGAACAUUUACGUAGCAUGAGAGCUCUUGACAAUCAUAUGGCAUUGCAUCCAGAAGCUGGAAGGAGAUAUCAAUGUCCACAGUGUUCUCAAUCAUUCAGCACAAAACCAAACAUGACUCGCCAUUUUAAACAGAUUCAUUUAGAGGAGAAAAAGUUUCAAUGCGACAUAUGUGGAAGAUCCUUUUCACAGAAGGAGACAUUAAGAUACCAUCGACAAACUCAUGAGGAAGAAAAAGACAAACCCAGACGAUUCGAGUGUCAUAUUUGUAAUAAAAAACUUAGGAAGAAGGAAUCAUUACAAAUUCAUCUUCGCCAACAUGAAGGCAUUAAACCAUAUAUUUGUGAAUAUUGUGGUAUGGCUUUUACUCAGAAUGGAAACAGAAAUAAACAUGUGCAACUCAUUCAUAAUGAAGAUAGAAGCUUAGAAUGUACUAAAUGUGGCAAAAGUUUUAAACUUCAGGAACAUUUGAAACGUCACAUGAAAAUGCAUCUGAUCAGGGAGGGUGAGAUACCAGCUGAUAAAACCUACCUCUGUGAAUAUGCAGGAUGUGGGGCUCGUUACACAACAUCUACUCAGUUAAAAGUUCAUACAAUGUCAAAACAUACAAAUGAAAGACCUUGGACAUGCUCGAACUGUAAUAAAGGUUUCACUACUAGAGACAAGUUACUGAGACAUGAACAGACCCAUGUAGAAGGAUUGUUUGACUGUGAAAUAUGUCAUAAAAAGUUGACAAGUAAGGAAAGUUUAGCCAUACAUACCAAAUAUCAUGAAAUUGGACAUGAAAAUGAUCACUUUGAAGUUUCUGUUCAUGACUUUGAAACUGUUAUCAUUCCCCAAGAGAAUGGAGCACCAAUCAAAGUUCAGCUUGCCCACUCUGAGCCAAUCACAACAGACAUUGCUAAUGUAGGAGGAGUUAGUUCAGAAGAUACUACAUACUACCUCCAGACCUCAAAAUCAGAUGAGGUUGAGGAGGACACUAUACAAGUAGAUGAUAAUACUAUAUUAGUAGAUCCAAGUGUAUUAGAGUCUGUGCUAGGGGCUACCUCUGAUGAACAAACUGUAUAUUAUUAUGUUACUGGUAACUAAAUAUGUGCUUUGUUUUCUUAAGUGCAUGUCUGUGCUUGAUGCUACCUCAGAUUAACAUUUGUAUUAUAUCAAGUAGUUUAUAUCUUAAUUUAGUCUUCUAGGUCUUUAGAAUGAUUAGAGGUGAUCCACAUGUUCUAAAACAGGUUAACCUUAAUAUACUGGGAGACAAAAGAACAGAUACUCUUUUAUUUGCAAAAUUACUGUGGAUUCAUUAUUACUUGUCAGGUAUCAAUUUUCUAGGAAUUCAUAACUGGGCACAGGCAAAUAUUAAACCAUUUACACAUUUUCUAUAGGCUUAUAUGCAAACUUUGGAAAAAUCAUGAAAUUUGUUAUCUAUGAAAAUACUGUUUUUCAUUAUUCCAUGAAAAUGUGUACCCAGUACCCACAAACAUAAAUACAUCAACAGUGAUACUUUUUUUAAUCUUUUGAGCUUAUUUCAAGUUAAUUAAUGUUUAAAAUCAAUUAAGAUGGUACCAAACACCUUGGAUAAAAUUAAUUUGGCUCAUUUAAUUUUCAUAAGAUUUUGACAAAUACAUGUAUUUUACAUUGACCAAAAUAAAUAUUUUUCUAUGCCCCAUUUAUGGGCGUUAUGUUUUCUGGUCUGUGUGUCCAUUUGUUCGUCUGUCUGUCCCACUUCAUGUUAAAGUUUUUGGUCAAAGUAGUUGUUGAUGAAGUAGAAGUCCAAUCAACUUGAGAUUUAGUACACCUGUUCCCUAUGAUAUGAUCUUCCUGAUUUUAAUGCCAAAUUAGAGUUCUUAUCCCAUUUCAGGGUCCACUAAACAUUUAAAAUGAUAAAAAAUGAAAAUGAUGGGGCAUCCCUAUAUUACAUGUAUUAUGGACACAUUCUUGUUUUAAACUUGAACCACACUCAUUAUUUGAAAAAUUACAUAGGAUAUACAGCAGUUUGACAAACACCAAUUCUAACGAUUGAGAUGAAUUAUAUUCCUUAACAAUAGAAUGUGAUUAAAACAUUAAGCUGAUUUUUACACAGUUAUCUCCCUGUAGUGUUAUGUACCCCCUUAAAGGAGUUGUUGGGUAAACACUAAUGAACAGAUAACACAUGAUAUAUCAGGGUUAAUCUUGCCAUUUGUUAUUUAUUGUUAAGAAGUACUCUAUAAAAGCAACACUGACUUUUUAUGAAGUCCAUUUUCUUGCCUAAACUAAAUGCAUAUACUGUAUGAAAAUCUCCACAUUUUUCUCCAUAUUUUGGGGGAUAACCAUUUAAAAACCAUGUAUCCUUUGUUUGAACUCUUUCAUAUAAAGUUUGGGAAUAUACUUAAAAUACUAGCUAAGAAAACAAAAUCUGUAAUCUGGGAUGUCAACAUUUGGUACGGUAAAAGAAUUUGGUUUCCAUGUGAUGAAUAUUACAUUUCCAGUUAUUUAUAUUACAGUGAGUGUGGCAUGAUAUUAUUUCAGGCAUAAAUAUGUUUUUGAGUUGUUAUUACAAUUAUUAAAGUUUAUUGCAAUCAU